CAAAAUUGGCCUGAUCGACUCCAACGAGAUUUACAAGUGGUCUGGCUUCUGCGACGCCCUCCGCUCCUUCAACGAUAUUCAGAGCGACCGCCGGCUCUUCCUCGGCGAGGGCGACAUGUCCACCGCCCUCGGCCUCUCCAACAUCGCGGGGCUGCUCGCCCAGGCGAUGUGGGAGAGCGGCGGCGAGGCGCCAUUCACUGCCUGCGACGAGAACGACUACCCGCCCUCCUCGCCGACCGCGUCGUGCACGCAGCGCUCCGACGGCGAGCUCUACCACUCCCUCAACGACCAGCCGUGGGCGUGCUACGUCGAUCCGCAGAUGACCAUGACGGCCGAGACGUGGGCGUCGUGGGCUCCCGGACCGCUCAAGUGCGAGCCAGGCACGGGCACCGAGAAGUGCUGCUGGUGGGGCCGCGGCGCCAUCCAGACGACGGGCCCAAACAACUACGGCCUCCUGCAGCGCGAAGUCUUUUCCCAGGUGCCCUCGCUGAGCGCCAUCGACCUCUGCACCAACCCCGAGGCCAUCUGCCAGAACGACGACGCCAAGUGGCUCGGCGCGAUCUUCUACUGGGCGAACAACGUGCAGGGGUACGGGCUGGAGGCCGAGGCGGCGACCUUUGACGAGUCCCUCCGAAAGUUCGUCGAGUCGGGCUUCUCGAGAUCCGCGUCGGUCGUCGCGGGCGCCGACUUCGCGUCAGGCACGGGCGGCGUGGUCAACAACGGCUACUGGGGGGCCACACCGGCCGAGAACCCAGGCCGCCUCUCCAACUUUGACUUCAUCAUCUCCGAGUUCCUCGCCGCCGGCAUGACCAUUGAGGGUGGCGGAGGCGGCGGCGGCGGCGGAGGUGCGACUUCCCCGCCGCCGCCUUCGCCGCCGCCGCCCUCGCCGAAGCCACCACCAGGCGGCGGCGACGGCGGCGGCGGCGGCGGCGGCGGCGGCGGCGGCGGCGGGACGCCGCCGCGGGUGGUGCAAUACUUCUCCAGCUGGGGCAUCUACCAGUACGGCAACCGCAUCCCCUUCAAGCCCAGCGACCUCCACCUCGACAAGAUCACGCACGUGCACUACGCCUUCUUCGACGUGACGAGCGGCUGCGCCGUCGCGUCGAUGGACCCGUACGCCGACUUUGACGUCGUCUACCCCGAGGUGGGCAUGACCUGGAGCUCGCCGCACAAGGGGAACGUCGGCGCGCUCCGGAUUCUCCGCGACGAGCAGUACCCCGACCUGCACCUCGCCUUCUCGCUCGGCGGCUGGACGAAGAGCAAGUUCUUCUCCGGUUGCGCCGCCGACGCCGACAAGCGCGCCGCGCUCGUCGCCUCCGCCGUCGACCUCCUCACCGAGCACGACUUUGACGGCAUCGACGUCGACUGGGAGUACCCGGCCUGCUGCGGCGAGUCGGACAACCAGGUGGACGGCAACGACUGGGCCAACUACGUGCUGCUGCUGCGCGAGCUGCGCGCGGCGAUGGACGAGCGGUCGCCCUCGAAGCACAAGGAGCUCACCAUCGCCAUGGGGAUGAACCCGCGCGUCUCUGGCGUCGCGCCGCGCGCCGAGCUUGGCGAGGUCCUCGACGCCAUCAACCUCAUGUCGUACGACUACAACGGCGCCUGGCUGCCCUUCGUCGCUCACAACGCGCCGCUCUUUGAGGACCCGGACGGCACCGCCGCCGGCGGCGCGCCCGAGUUCAACAUCGACUGGGGCGUGCAGCUGUGGCUCGAGGACGUCGCGCCGAGCAAGCUUGUGCUCGGGCUGCCCGCGUACGGCCGCGGCUGGCUUGGCGCCAACCAGGAGUACGCACAGGCGCCGGGCGAGAACGGCGCGGGCAGCCCCGUCAGCGGCACGUACGAGGAGGGUCUCGUCUCGUACUACGACAUCAAGGCAAACUACGACGGCAACCCCGCCUGGACGAAGGGGUGGAACGCGGCGAGCAAGGUACCAUUCUACUACCGCUCCAGCCCGGCCUCGUUCGUCUCCUUUG
This is a messenger RNA of Emiliania huxleyi CCMP1516, 1976 nucleotides long. RefSeq lists its product as hypothetical. The transcript has 2 exons. The record is from RefSeq and is a predicted model, not a curated record. The annotation marks the transcript as partial. Lineage: Eukaryota; Haptophyta; Isochrysidales; Noelaerhabdaceae. Gene Ontology annotation, molecular function: hydrolase activity, hydrolyzing O-glycosyl compounds; chitin binding. Gene Ontology annotation, biological process: carbohydrate metabolic process.